AUGGUGAUUGUCGCAUUUGCAGUAGGCGACCCUACCAGCUAUUUGGCCUAUUCACACUCGUCUCACAUCUCCAACAUUCUCGAGUGCUUUGCCACAGUAUGCGGUAGCAGCGGCAGUGCCAAGAAUCACUGCGAAGGUUUCUUAGUGGAGAAGAUUGUGUUUGCGUUUGGACCGAUGCGUGAAAUGAUGAUGUAUGAUGUAGCAGAGUUCAACGGCAAAGCAACAGAAGAAUUACUAGAGCUGGCGCAAGCCAUACAAGCUAUACUAGGGCUCUACCGACCUAAUCUACUCGGCCGUUUUGAACGAUUCCAUCGCACCUUGAAGGAUAUGAUUAGUUUAUAUGUGGAUGGCCAACACGGCGACUGGGAUGUUUUACUACCGGCGGCACGAUAUGCAUGCAACUCCUGUGUUCACACUGCGCAUGGAUUUCAACCAAAUGGGGAAUGA
This is a messenger RNA of Phytophthora nicotianae INRA-310, 447 nucleotides long. RefSeq lists its product as hypothetical. NCBI's taxonomy places the organism in Eukaryota, Oomycota, Peronosporomycetes, Peronosporales, Peronosporaceae. The coding region runs from base 1 to 447 and encodes 148 amino acids. The record is from RefSeq and is a predicted model, not a curated record. Gene Ontology annotation, molecular function: nucleic acid binding. The transcript has a single exon.